AUGACAUCAACAAUGCCAAGAGGAACAAUAGAUCGUGAACAUCAACUGCAGCAGCAGCAGCAGCAGCAACAACAACAACAGGAUAAGAAUAAGAAUGUAUUAAGUCGUACAGAAGCAGCACGUGAGCAUGUAUUAGCAGCAACACGUGAUUAUCGUGUAUGCCCACGCCUUGAUUAUCGUACCGUAGCAGGUGCAGAAGGUCCACUCGUAUUAUUUGAUGACGUUAAAUUCCCUAAAUAUCAUGAAAUUGUUACUCUUCAUCUUGGUGAUGGAACUAUUCGAGAAGGACAAGUAUUAGAGGUAAAAGGUCGUCGUGCAGUAGUACAAGUAUUUGAAGGAACUUCUGGUAUAGAUAAUCGUCAUUGUCAUGCAGAAUUUCGUGGUGAUGUAUUAAAAAUGGCAAUUUCUGAGGAUAUGUUAGGUAGGGCAUUUAAUGGUAGUGGUAAGCCAAUAGAUAGAGGACCUAAAGUAUUAGCAGAAGAUUUCCUAGAUAUUAAUGGUUAUCCUAUUAAUCCUCAAUGUAGAGUAUAUCCAAGAGAAAUGAUACAAACAGGUAUUAGUACUAUUGAUGUUAUGAAUUCUGUUGUUAGAGGACAAAAAAUACCUCUCUUCUCUGCUGCUGGUCUACCUCAUAACGAAAUUGGUGCACAAAUCUGUAGACAAGCUAGUCUUGUUGCUGGUAAAGAUGUAUUAGAUCAUUCUAAUGAAAAUUUUGCUGUUGUAUUUGGUGCUAUGGGUGUCAACAUGGAGACAGCAAGAUUCUUUCGUCAAGAUUUCGAGGAAAAUGGUAGUAUGGAGAGAGUUGCAUUAUUCCUUAAUCUUGCUAAUGAUCCUACUAUUGAACGUAUUAUUACUCCUCGUCUUGCAUUAACUACUGCAGAGUAUUUAGCAUUCGAGAGGGAAAUGCAUGUAUUUGUUAUUCUUACCGAUAUGUCUGCUUAUGCUGAUGCAUUAAGAGAAGUCUCUGCUGCUAGAGAAGAAGUACCAGGAAGAAGAGGAUAUCCUGGUUAUAUGUAUACCGAUCUGUCUACUAUCUAUGAGAGAGCAGGAAGAGUUGAAGGACGUAAUGGAUCUAUUACGCAAUUCCCUAUUCUUACUAUGCCUAAUGAUGAUAUUACGCAUCCUAUUCCUGAUCUUACUGGAUAUAUUACUGAGGGACAAAUCUUUGUUGAUAGAGCUCUGCAUAAUAGACAGAUUUAUCCUCCUAUUAAUGUACUUCCUUCUCUUAGUAGACUCAUGAAAAGUGGUAUCGGUAAAGGAAUGACCAGAGAAGAUCAUCCUGCUGUUUCCGAUCAGUUAUACGCGAACUACGCUAUAGGUCAAGAUACACGUGCUAUGAAGGCAGUGGUAGGAGAAGAGGCAUUAUCUGCUGAUGAUAUGUUAUAUAUGGAAUUUACGGAUAAAUUUGAGAGAAGAUUCUUACAACAAGGUCCUUAUGAAGGUCGUGAUAUAUUCCAAAGUCUGGAUAUUGCAUGGGAAUUAUUAAGAACUUUCCCUGAAGAUAUGCUGAAAAAAAUUAAAGAAGAUCUUCUUAGAAAAUAUUAUCCAAGAACUAAAUAUAUGGAGGCACAAGUUAGUGAUAAGAGAGCACCACCACCUAAGGAAGCAUAA
Molecule: messenger RNA, 1611 nt
Organism: Eimeria maxima
Lineage: Eukaryota; Apicomplexa; Conoidasida; Eucoccidiorida; Eimeriidae
Product: vacuolar ATP synthase subunit b, putative
Exons: 3
Coding region: 1-1611 (536 amino acids)
Biological process (GO): proton transmembrane transport; ATP metabolic process
Cellular component (GO): proton-transporting V-type ATPase, V1 domain
Molecular function (GO): ATP binding; proton-transporting ATPase activity, rotational mechanism
Source: RefSeq, a predicted model, not a curated record